UGGGCAAGUAGGCAACAGUUGCUGUUGAAGUGGGAGCAUUUGUAAUGGGCCCAAUUUGCCAGCAACUGAUGUCGGCCGACAUGUUGCUUUGAGGGGUGGAGACAACUUUGAGCUCCGGUGGUGACCGCUGCAAUCACCAGGGAGGCGCAAGCCACCUUUCAGAGCUCGCACUCCAUCAAGAUGCCGGUGGGAAAGUCCAAGCCAUGUCGCCGGCGCAGUGUUAUUGUUCCCUACGGACUCAAAACUUGGCUGGAAUGUCUCGCCAUGGCUGUAGCGAAGGAAUGUCCCAAAUGCAUGAGGCGUUUCAUUGCAAAGUACUGUCAAGAGCUCUUGGAGUACAGAAAUGAAAACCCCAUGAUGGACAUCAGGGAUCUUGUCUUAACAUACCAGAGUUUAAGAGAGAACAGAAGAUCUUUAAAAAAGCAUUAUCGUGUGGAUGGACAAUAUUCCCAAUUUAAAUGUUUUAGCUGGUGCACAACACUUUCUUCCUGUGAUGCCCAUAACGUCCAAGCAGAGAUCCAAAGAACUGAACGGACAGAUGAUAUGGGGCAGUCUGUGGCCAUGGAGACAUCUACCGCAUCAAAAGAUUUGAUCAGUUGUCAUUCCGAAGAUGUCUCUAAAGCUAUUGGGCUGUAUAUGAGUCAGCCUGGCAAAGAGAAUGAACAAGGGCCUUCUGCUACCACCUCUGAAGCAAUCCCUGAUGUUGUGGUCCACAAUAAGGCACUCGCGUUGGUACCCACACCAAAUCUGAGCCGAGCUCCAUCAGGGGACCUUCAGGAUGGCAAUGUGGUUGAGAAGGAAUUAGGUUGCCAAGCUACAGACAGACUAACUUACCAACAAAGCACUGAUAUAUCUAGAAGUCCCUCAGAAGAACUCUUGAGUGAAUAUGAACAGUUUUCAGAGGGUGGAUUUGGGAUUGCUACACAAAAGAUUUCCAAUGUGUCAUUGCAAGAAAUAACCAGUAGUGAAGAAAGAGUGUCAGAUGAGAGUUAUGGAUCUCCAAAAUUAUCUCCCAUGUCAUCCAGUGAAUCAGCUGUCCGAGUGGCAUCACCUCUACAGACAGUUGAGUUCCAUCAUCUGAGAGACAACAAACAUGAGAUUGAUGUGAGAGCAUCUGCUGAACAACUUGAUUUGACUUCAAGCUGCAUGCUGUACAGAUCCUCAUAUGACUCACUGUCAGAGGAGGAGGAAUCGGCUGAAUCGGCUACGAUUUUAGAAAGGUCUCACAGCCAAGCAGUACUGAGGACGAUCAGCCUGGAAGAGAGACUGAACAGACAAGAAGAAAGAUCAAAAGAGGAAACUUAUUUUUCAGGAGUAACAGAUGAAACUCUACUGGAUGAUGGUGAAGAGGAUGCUGAUUUAGUUGUCCUCUAUGAAGCGCCCUCAGAUGAAUGUGUAGUUUCAUCUGAGAAUUCAGAAAUUUCAGCGGAUGUGUGUGGAGACCUGUCGCCAACUCAGGAAGGCGCCUCAGUUUCUGUUCAUUCCAGUUUCAUGGUCACAAAAGGCAGUGUUGUAAUGGGAACUACACCUUCAGUGCGAUGUCUCACAUUGUCUCCUGUGUCAUCAGAUGUUAAGAAAGAAGUUUGUGCGAGUGGAAAUAACUUAUCCAGUUUCCCACCUUCAGCAGUUAUGGAACUACCUGAUGUCUUUGGAGAUGUCAACAUUCCAAGGGAAGAGGACAUGACAAGUCAACAUGUUGCCACUGAGAUAAAGAGACACAUCCCUUUGAGACCUUCUUCAGAGAGCAUUAAUUUUGCCUCAAGUUGGGACCAGGCCAGACUACAUUCUAGUUCUAAGCCAAGAGUGAAAGACCUUUCAAGAUUAUCAUCUCUAACAAGACAAUCAAACAGAACUACAUUAAAUGAGAAAGAGGGUUCAGCAAGUGGUUUCACUGAAGACCAUCUGAGCACAAUGGCACAUACAGAGUCUUCUAUCACAGUACUCUUUGAGAAUUCAGACGAAGAUGUUGAUGAUGAAAGUGAAUCCUUAGCUGUUGCUGAAAGUUUAGCAGAGUAUCAUUCCAUUCCGGAGGUGGUGAUUGUCCACAAAGCUCCAUCAUUUGAGGAACUGCCUGAGACAGAUGAGGAGGACCUUCAUAGAUCAGAGUCCUCUGUGGGGAGGCCUGAUUCUCUCAGUGGUGCACAGGGAUCCCAAUCUAGUGUAACGUCUCCCACAAUGUCAGUGGGUGCUGAAAAUACAGAUGGGACACCAUAUGUGGUGAUCAUUCACAAAGCUCCUUCUGAGAAAGACCUUCCUGAUACUCCGUUUACACCAGGAGUAGAAAAUAUGGUUGGAUCUGGAUCAGCUUUAGCAGAAGAUGUCGCUAGAUUACCAUUGGUUCAUGAUAAACUACCACCAAAGGCGCCACAUCAGUCAGAGGAGAAAUCAUCUGAAGCAGAAACGGCUGCAAAUCCACCAGCAAAGACAUUGUAUGAUGAGGUUGUUGGAGAUACAUUGAAAACAUCAGAGAGCCUUAGAUCUCCUAGAUUAGGACCAACGUCAUCUUGCAUAUUAGAAGCUGCUAAAGACUCAGACACUACUACCCAUGUGGUAAUCAUUCAUAAAGCUUCCUCUGGCGAGGGUUUUCCUGAAGUUAGUAUUACAUCUAAUGUUGAGAGUGUUGGGCCACAGUCCUCUCUGAAGUGGGUGCCAUCAGCAAAUGAAAGUGUGCCCUCUUCUGGAACACAGAGUUUAAAUGAAAGAGAUAAAAGUGUCUCAUCAGUGACAACCAAAUCCCCAAGAUUGACUCUGCAGCGUUCAAAGGGAGAUGUUUCUAGAACAACAUCAUCAGAUCACCUCAGUGUUUCAGCCUCUGGCUUGAAUGAAGAUAUCUAUGAAGUUCAAUUGAGUGUUGACACUGAAAAGGACUCUGUUGGACAAAGUGUAAAGGACUCUGUUGGAACAGCCAAUUCAGCGGAGAGACUCAGAGACUCAUCUUGCAUAUCUGGUGCACUCGAAAUAUCAGAUCAUUACCACUCACUCACCAAGUCAGACACUAGUACAGAGUGUUGUGCUACACUAAAUGAGAGAUUUAAUGAAAUGCCAGUUGAUGAUACACUUGAAAUGAGAACAGCAUCCUUACAACAAAGCUCCGAAGGAAUUCAGUUCUCUUCCAUAUCAAAAGAUGCUGAAGAGGCUGACUAUUCACCUAAUGUGGUAAACAUCUCUAGAGAGAAACUUCCUGAAUCUGGUGUAACAUUGGGACUGUUGGAGAAAGUGCCGUUUGCGGCCUCCAAAAAAACAGAGGAUGAUACUUUGGAUGUUCACAAUUCAAGAAUUGACACGGUUUUUGUAGGCCCAUCUGAAGCAGCAGAGCAAAGAGUUGCUUAUGUAAGGACACCUAGUGAAGAUGAAAUCAGUACAGACAUUUCAGUAGUUAUCGGAUCAGACUCAAAACUAUCUCCUCGCCAUUUAAGUGGAGAUGUCUCUGAGAGAGUUUCCUCCGAGCACCUUCAGGUGUCAACCUCUGACCUGAGGUCAACUCCCAUUGUUCCAGCAGAACAUGUUUCUGAACUGCUGUUAAGUUGUGAGGACAUGUCGUCAGAGAAAACAUCAGACAUGUUAAGGAGACCCAGUCAAGAUGAAAUAUGUGCUGAAGUUUCAGUAGUAAGAAUCAGAUCUCCACGAUUGUCUCCUCGCCAUUCAAGUGGAGAUGUCUCUGAGAGAGGUUCCGCUGAGCAGCUUCAGGUGUCAACCUCUGGCCUGUGGUCAACUCCUGGUAUGUCAGCGGAAGACAUUUCUGAACCAACUUUGAGUAUUCAGGAAGUGAUUUUAGACAACACAUCAGGUGUAGUUAAAUGUUCAAGCCACAUUAAACUGGAUAGGGAACCAUCUGAAUUGACAACAACGAAAGAAUCUUCAACUGUUACAUCAAGUGAAAAGUCAGUUGAAACUUCAUUUGAUGGUACAACUGAAGCUAAAAUGGCGUCAUCACAAUCAAGUUCAGAAAGAAUUCAGUCCAAUUGCAUUUUGGAGGCUGUUGAAGUGGCAGAAAUUAUUCCUCAUGUGGUAAUUCAUAAGGCACCUUCUGGGGCAGAACUUACUGAAACUGGUAGUUCAUGCUCAUUAGGUCAUGGAAGCCUUUCAGCCACCGAUAGUUUAGAUGUUCAGAAGUCAGUAAGUGGCACUUCUGUUGUAGCACCACCUGAAUCAACAGAGGAAAGAGUUGCUUAUAUAAGGACACCCAGUCAAGAUGAAAUCAGUGGUGAAGUUUCAGUAGUUAUAGUCAGAUCCCAAAGAGUGUCUCCUCGCCAUUCAAUUGGAGAUAUCUCUAAGAGAGCUUCCUCCGAGCAGCUUCAGGUGCCAAACUCUGGCCUGGCAUCCACUCCCACAGUGUUAGUAGAAGACACUACUGAACUGCUGAUAAGUCAUGAGGACGUGUCUUCAGAGAAAACAUUAGACAUAGCUCAAUGUUCAAGUGACAGUAUAUUAGAGAGGGAGGAGGCAUGCGAGAUGGCAACAACCAGAGCAUCACCACCACCACCUACACCAAGUGGCCAGCACAUCGCUGAGAUGUUGAAGUCAGACGAGAGACUCAAAUCUCCAGUGUUAUCCCCCAGAUCAUCAGGGGCAUCUGAGAAAUCAAAUGAAAUUUCAGUUUAUGGUACGCUUGAAGUGACGUUGACAUCUUCACAGCCAAGCUUAGAAUGUAUUCACCCCCUUUCCAUGUUGAAAAGUGCCGACGAUUCAGAAAUGAGUCCUCAUAUGUUGAUCAUUCAGAAGGAACCCUCAAUAGUGGAAAAUCCUGAAUCUGAUAUGACAACAGGGAUGUUGGAGGUAAUACCACCUGCAGCUUCCAAAAGUUCACUGGAUGAUUUAAAACAUUUAGCCUAUGACACUUUGGAUGUUGAGAAGUUAGGAACUGUUGACCUAGAGAGGAAACCCUCGGAACUGAGAACAAAGGAAGCAUCUUCAACUGUUACAGAAAAUGAAAACUCAGCUGAAACUUCAUUUGAUGGUACAACUGAAGCUAAAGUGGCAUCGUUACAAUCAAGUUCAGAAAGAACUCAGUCCAAUUGCAUCUUGGAGGCUGUUGAAGUGGCAGAAAUUAUUCCUCAUGUGGUAAUUCAUAAGGCACCUUCUGGGGCAGAACUUACUGAAACUGGUAGUUCAUGCUCAUUAGGUCAUGGAAGCCUUUCAGCCACCGAUAGUUUAGAUGUUCAGAAGUCAGUAAGUGGCACUUCUGUUGUAGCACCACCUGAAUCAACAGAGGAAAGAGUUGCUUAUAUAAGGACACCCAGUCAAGAUGAAAUCAGUGGUGAAGUUUCAGUAGUUAUAGUCAGAUCCCAAAGAGUGUCUCCUCGCCAUUCAAGUGGAGAUAUCUCUAGAGAGCUUCCUCCGAGCAGCUUCAGGUGCCAAACUCUGGCCUGGCAUCCACUCCCACAGUGUUAG
This is a messenger RNA of Alosa alosa (allis shad), 5391 nucleotides long. Its product is annotated as serine-rich adhesin for platelets-like. Bases 181 to 5391 code for a protein of 1736 amino acids. Lineage: Eukaryota; Metazoa; Chordata; Actinopteri; Clupeiformes; Clupeidae. The transcript is spliced from 16 exons. The record is from RefSeq and is a predicted model, not a curated record.